ACAUAUAUACGUACGUAACGGAAAAAGUGGACAAGUGAAGUGCAAUACAUAACGCACACAAACACACAUACAUACAGAAAUCGGUGGACAAGCGGUAGAUUAAAGCGAAACAAAAAGAGCGGGAAUUAACCCUAGAAACCCAAAUUAAAAUCCUACAAAAUUAAUUAAACCGCGUCGGCCGGAAAAAAUAAUUUAAAAACAACAAAUAAUUUUGGAAUGGAUAAGCAGCUGGUAAAAAGUGUUAUCUCACUUGCAGGUUUGUCGGCCGGAGAGGACUUCCGAAGACGGUGCACUGCGACAACGCCACGAAUUUCGUGGGCGCGAGCAAUCGCAUGAAGGAGUUCGGCGAGAGGCUGAAAGCAGAAUUGACCGGCGUCCAACGCUACGCUUCCGAAGAAGGAGUCUCCUUUGCAUUCAUACCGCCCAGGGCUCCUCACUUCGGAGGCCUAUGGGAGGGCGCUGUGAAGUCUGCGAAAGGCCUACUCCUACGGACGGCAGGUCGCGCUUUGCUCACCGCGGACGAGUUAACGACGUUCCUCGUUGGCGUGGAGGCAACCCUCAAUUCAAGGCCAAUCGGCCCACUCAGCCAGGACCCCAACGAUGGACAAGCGCUGACGCCAGCGCACCUGCUGAUCGGCGGCCCGCUGAAGGCCCCACCGGAGGAGGAGGCGCCCGAAAAAUAA
Messenger RNA from Drosophila ficusphila, 683 nucleotides. RefSeq lists its product as uncharacterized. NCBI's taxonomy places the organism in Eukaryota, Metazoa, Arthropoda, Insecta, Diptera, Drosophilidae. Gene Ontology annotation, molecular function: nucleic acid binding. The record is from RefSeq and is a predicted model, not a curated record. Bases 333 to 683 code for a protein of 116 amino acids. The transcript is spliced from 2 exons.